This is a messenger RNA of Iphiclides podalirius (scarce swallowtail), 207 nucleotides long. NCBI's taxonomy places the organism in Eukaryota, Metazoa, Arthropoda, Insecta, Lepidoptera, Papilionidae. The record is from the annotation of a GenBank genome assembly.
AUGAAAAUCGACGACGACUACACGAUGACGCCACAAUUCUGCUACAUCUCCACGAGGCGUAUAAUACGUAUACUAUCCAAGGGUCUCUCAGAGAGAGCCGAGACGAUAGUGGCGCCGCGCCGCGCCGCCACGGGAGACAUAAAAACGCUCAUUUGCAUUGGUGCUCCCGCCGCGGACCCGGUAUUUAUCCAGUGUUAUCCUGCCGCA